Messenger RNA from Penicillium soppii, 423 nucleotides. RefSeq lists its product as uncharacterized. The transcript is spliced from 3 exons. The record is from RefSeq and is a predicted model, not a curated record. The coding region runs from base 1 to 423 and encodes 140 amino acids. Lineage: Eukaryota; Fungi; Ascomycota; Eurotiomycetes; Eurotiales; Aspergillaceae.
AUGUCGAAAAGUCGCAUGCCAUUGUACCUGGGUUUCGCUGCAGCCGGCGCAGGAGGUUACUACUUGUACAAUGCGGGCGGUGAUCCUGAAGCAGCAAAGAACCAAAUCAAGGUCGACGCUGAAAAGGCACGCGAGAAGAUCCCUGGCAAAGACAACGCCGAGAAGUUUGGCAAAGAUGUCGGCAAGGAGGUUGGCUCCAAUAUCGAUGACGCCAUCGCCCGAGCCCGUGCUGAGGGCAAGAAGAUUCCCGAAUACGCCCAAGAAGGCAAAGAUAAGCUUGACAAACUCCGUGACGAUGCGAAAACCAAUUUCAAUGCCGGUCUGAACAAGGUCAACAGCCAAGUGGAUCAAGUGGAUCGCGAGGUUGAGCAGAAGGCGGCCGAGGCCAAGGGCGCGGUCUCUGGCUGGUUUAGCAAGAAAUAA